AUGAACCUCCAUGCAAAAGCCUCCUCGGACUCAAUGGAGCCGCGCGCCCGGAUCUUGUGUGUGAGACCCUGGAAGAGUGGAGCUGCAGGCCGGCCUCCCUCUCCCCCCUUUUUUUUUUCUUCAACUCACUCAGGAAGAGUUGCUUUUUUCUCAGCAGGUCCGGGGCUCCAUGAUGCAUGCAUGCGUGUGUAUGUGUGUGUGUGUGUGGGUGAGUUAUGACGGUGGGUGGUGCAUUUAGUCCAUGCAUUUUUUGUAAGAACGUGACACGGGCAACUAAACCCCCGGUUUUCUGAAUAACAAAUGGGUUACAAUAUGCUGUGAAUGAACUAACUCCAGCAUGCAACUCCCAAAACCAAAUUUAUCAACAUGCAAGUCCUAGUUAGAGACCAGACAGAUAAGAAGAGUGUGCAUCACAAACCUUCUGCGUCUUCCUUUGUUUGCUGAAUGAGGCUUGACAUGUCAGCUUAUUGCCUCUGCAGAAGUAAGUUCAUUUAUAAUCACCCACUCGUCCACUCCCCACUGCAGCUAUAUAGCUCAGACCGGGCUCAGGCUCGAGCCCCCUUCGUUCAUCCCUCAUCUGGCCCCCAGUGUGGCUUGUUGAGCCGCAUCAGCAACACAUCGCUUCCCUUCAAUUCAGGUACAAACUAGAGGAGUUUGGCGGAUCCCUGAAGUGGACUCCCCUCUUACUCCUCUAACCCACAGAGACACCACUUAAAAAUCAAUUAGGCUCGUCUGCUCUCUUUUCUCGCUCCCUGCUAGCUAGUCAGCAUUUUCAAAACAGGUGUCUCAUCAUAAUUUGGGUGGGUUUGUAAAAUAUAAUCCAACUCACAGAUUGUAAAUUUAAAUGCACCUGCUCAUGACCUCCCUUUUGGCCCUCUCUAAAGAUUUGGUUUUGCAAAUUAAAAAUCACAUAAAAGCUUAAUUUUAACCUAUGUAAUGCUCUAUCAUGAUGAAUGUUCAUCUUGCACAAUGUUUGCACAGAAUGAUUUGUGAAAACCCACAUCCAGCUGUAACCAAUUGUGUGAAAUCUACCUUUUUAAAGUUAUCACUUCACUCCUACAAUGUCUCUCUUCAUAGUGACUCCAAAGGCAUUGGGCAUUUCCUCAAGUAGUCUCCCUCAGCUGAUGGGCAGUGGCCUGGUCCCCAUGUUAAGGAGCUGCAGCAGGGUGACACGGAGCAGCAGUAUUGCUGGAGGAGAACGUGUGCUCACUCUUCCAGGUAGCUGGCUUGAUCUAGAGACGGAAGCAGGGAGGGAGAAAUAA
Messenger RNA from Xyrichtys novacula (pearly razorfish), 1262 nucleotides. The record is from the annotation of a GenBank genome assembly. NCBI's taxonomy places the organism in Eukaryota, Metazoa, Chordata, Actinopteri, Labriformes, Labridae.